Messenger RNA from Sinocyclocheilus anshuiensis, 713 nucleotides. RefSeq names its product sperm-tail PG-rich repeat containing 4 (gene stpg4). Gene Ontology annotation, cellular component: germinal vesicle; female pronucleus; male pronucleus. Gene Ontology annotation, molecular function: histone binding; chromatin binding. The record is from RefSeq and is a predicted model, not a curated record. Gene Ontology annotation, biological process: epigenetic programing of male pronucleus. Bases 16 to 639 code for a protein of 207 amino acids. The transcript is spliced from 7 exons. Lineage: Eukaryota; Metazoa; Chordata; Actinopteri; Cypriniformes; Cyprinidae.
CUUGUUCAGAAAGAAAUGUACACUGACAGAAGUGGCUGGUGGAGAAACACUAUUAAGAACUAUCCCAUUCCUGGCAGUUACCACAUUCGGGACUUCAUAGAGGAGACAGAACUUAACCCUGUGCCUAGGACGUAUGGCUUCAAAGGCCCCAAGCGAAACACCCUCAUGUCGACUGUACAUCGAGCGGACGUGCUAUUGCCCGGGGCAUAUAACUUCACCGACUCAACCAAUGAGGCGCUGCAGCGCCAGGCAACUUACUCUUUCAAAAGCUGUCCCAGACCUGACAUCCACACUUUGGGCCUCAGGGAUAAGGAUAUUAACCUCUCACCCGGUCAUUAUGAUGUUACAGAGAAGCCUGUCCCCAAAUCACCCUGCAAACAUGUGAUGUUCCGAUCAGUGGUACAGAGGGUCAGCUUUCUCCCGAAAGAGGGGCCAGCACCUGGACAUUACAACCCAAGGCCAAGCACAGGCAUUGCAGUCACUUCCUGCUUUAAGUCUACUGUACCACGGCUGUACAGUGUGCACUCGGGAACUCCAGGACCAGGUGUGUAUGAGCCCACAUGGCACAAAGGUCAGCGGCUUAGCACUGAUGUCAAAGUGGACUGGGCCCAUGACCUCCUUUUUCGCAACAUACCAUGAACUUCCUUUUGUCUUUGACCUAUGUAUUCAUUUUAGUAAAAUGUCCCAUUCUUUUGUAAGUAAAGUGUUCCCAG